AAAAUAUGGGGUUCACAUUGAAAAGUUUAGAAUUUUUGCAAGGUGUUGAACCGUUUCGAAUCGAUGAAAAUCAUGAAAACGAAGGAGCAUCGGAAGAAGAAGAAGUUCUUAUUUCUGCCGAAACCGAUGCUGGAAUGUCGUUAAUGUUAGAAUGGAAAAUGCGUUUGUCAGAAGACUCGGACCAGUGUACAACAUGUAAUUGUCCAGUGGAUUUUGGUGAUCGAGCUGUUCUUUUAGAGCAUUAUCAAUCACUUUUUCAUAGAACAAAUACUCUUCGAAAAGCUAGAAACAUGACAGUCUACACUGAAGAAGAUUUUGAAGGAAUCGAAAAUUCAGAAAAUGAUCUCACAUCUUCACAAACUACAAUUGGAUUGGAAUCUGACGAUGAAGAAUUUGAUGCAUUGCUUUUACCUGCAAAUCGGUCGUUUUUCAUUAAAAAUGGCUCCGUUUUUUCGGUUCCAAGGAAUAUUCUCCACGUGGGUGAGCGAGAUGUCUCUUCAGUCACAUUCCUUCGUCCAUUUGAUUGUGCCAUUUUUCUUUGGAAUGGUGGUCACUUCGCUGCUGCAAUGUUUGAAAAUGAUAAAAUGACUGUUCAAAAGUCAUUCCAUAGAUAUGUGGCUCGUGCCAAACAAGGAGGAGUCCAAUCUCAACAUGAUUCUGGUGGUAAAGGGGCUGCGAAGAGUGCCGGAGCUCAAUUGAGAAGAUACAAUGAACAAAAAAUGAAGGAGGAAAUUCAAUCGAUUAUGUCAAGUUGGAAAUCUCGUCUUCAGAAAACUCCAUUGCUUUUCAUCAGAUGUGCUGCCUAUCAUCGUAAUAUUUUCUUCGAAGCAGACGCUGGAAUUGAGACAAGAGAUGAUCGGAUUCGAACUAUUCCAUUCGAAACAAAACGUCCAAAUAUUGAUGAAAUCUCAGACUGCUGGCAACGGCUUCAACAAGUUUCAGAACAUGGAGCAGAGUCUGAUUUUCGAGCAGAAAUGCUGGAAGUACGAGAAAAACGAAAAAAGUUGGCGAGGAAAGUUGCUGGAAAGAAGAGAAAAGAUGGAGGAAUGCAGAUGAUUUGUGAAUGGAGUGAUGAUGAUGAAAAUGAAGAUAUUUCAAAAGAGAAAAAAACGCAUCAUAUCAAAGUUAGAACGAUAAAGAAACCAGAAGAAACGGUUGUUCAAUGGCCAAGGUUAGAUGAUGAAUGGAGACAAAAGACCUAUAACUACGUUCGUCAAGACAGCGUGGAAGCAUUGAAGGAACAUUUAGCCUCAUUAAAUGAAGAUGUCACGAGUGAAGCUAACGAUUAUUUGAGAAAUGCGAAAAUUCCUCCAAAUCGAUCCACGUUCCUCCAUGUUUCUGCUGCAAAUGAUGCACGAAAAUGCUUGAAAUAUUUCCUGGAAGAAGUCAAUUGCGAUUCCAGCACAAAAGAUGGAGCAGGCCUUCCACCGUACUCGUCAUCAGCAAAUUCUGAUGUUAAAUCAAUUUUUAUUGAUUAUCGCGUCAAAAAUGAGACUGCUGGAAAUUGGGCACGAACGCAUAUUCCUGAACCGAAAAAGAAGGUAGAACUAACAGAAGAGCAAGAGAGAGAGCAAGCGGAAAGAAAGAAGGAAAAGAAGGCAAGACAGAAGGAAAAGGAAAAAUUGAAGAAAGAGAUAGCAAAACGAGAUGUAGAAGAGAUGGAAGAACGACAAAAAUAUGUAAAUAUGUCAGAGAGAGAAAAAAGAGCAUUAGCUGUUGAUAGACGACUUGCUGGUCUUCCACCAAUCCUUCGAUGUCAUCAGUGCGGCGUUCAACUUCCUCCAACUCCAUUCCAAUAUUCUCACUACAACUUCUGCUCGACUUCUUGUGUAGCCGAGCAUCGGAAGGCCAAUCCUCAGUGAUUCGUUUUCACUGAUCAACUAAAAUUUCGUCGUUUGGGUAUCUAUACUUCCGGUUAAUACUUUUGUCCCUUUUUGUUCUUGAAUGUGAUUUUUACGAAUUUACCGAGUUAAUUAAAGUUUUUAAUUGG
This is a messenger RNA of Caenorhabditis elegans, 1990 nucleotides long. RefSeq names its product tRNA endonuclease vms-1 (gene vms-1). The record is from RefSeq and is marked reviewed. Lineage: Eukaryota; Metazoa; Nematoda; Chromadorea; Rhabditida; Rhabditidae. Bases 6 to 1862 code for a protein of 618 amino acids. The transcript is spliced from 11 exons. Gene Ontology annotation, cellular component: mitochondrion; cytoplasm.